This is a messenger RNA of Mirounga angustirostris (Northern elephant seal), 4747 nucleotides long. It is a transcript of the gene STX16, whose product is annotated as syntaxin 16. Gene Ontology annotation, molecular function: SNARE binding; SNAP receptor activity. The coding region runs from base 981 to 1802 and encodes 273 amino acids. Gene Ontology annotation, cellular component: membrane; SNARE complex; endomembrane system. The record is from RefSeq and is a predicted model, not a curated record. The transcript has 9 exons. Gene Ontology annotation, biological process: vesicle-mediated transport; vesicle fusion; intracellular protein transport. NCBI's taxonomy places the organism in Eukaryota, Metazoa, Chordata, Mammalia, Carnivora, Phocidae.
CCACAGCACGGAAACGGCCCGGGGCUGAGCUGCAGUCAGAUCCGGGGAUGGAGGGAGCCGGAGAAGAGGCGUGAGGAGGCCGGGGAGGCAGGCCGUGCUGCCCUCCUGGAGGCCGGCAGGCCGCUGUAGCAGUGGAGGAGCAGGCCGCCCAGGAAGGGGAGGGGUCAGGAGGUCGGGCCCGGGCCUUCAGCGGGCCCCCCCAAGGCCCAGGAAGGGAGGGCCAGGCGCCCCUGGAGCUGAGGGCCCAGGCCUGUCCCGGGUUGCCCAAAGGAGGCCCGGGCCAGGCCUCGGUGGGGAAACGGAGCCAGAGGCAGGCCUCCGGGCACGGCCUGGACGCGUGUGAGCCAAGUUAGGGGUAGGGGGCACAGGCCCUUGGGGGUCUCAGACACCAAAGGCGGUAGGGGGCUUCAGGGCCUCCCAGUCCAGAGCCGGAUUGGCGAGCUAGACGCUUGUAGAUCCAGAGCUGGAUUGGGGUGGGGUCUCUGGGACGCUGGCUCGCUAGGCAAGGAUUGGGGGGAUUUAAGUGCUUGGAGAUCGAAGGCAGGCCUUGAGUGGGGGGAGGCAGACAAUUGGGAAGCCUGGGUGGCCAUUUGGGGAGGGGUCUCCGCGCCCUGGCGAGGCGCAGGGCUGCGCCGGUUGGGCGCGAGGCCUGUCCAGAGAGGUUUCUGUGCGGGGUGCGCCGCCUGGGCCCGGCCAGCAGCAAGGAAGGGAAUAAACCGGGACUACGAGCGGGCGGGGGCCCGAGAGGGGGGUCACAAAGGGUGAGACAUGGCCACCAGGCGUUUAACCGACGCUUUCUUGUUGUUGCGGAACAAUUCCAUCCAAAACCGGCAGCUGUUAGCCGAGCAACCAGAUCAAGUCAAAUUCAUGUUCACAAGUAUGUCCAAGAAAAUUAAGAACUGGUGCAUGAAAAGAUAGGAAAACAGUCCCAAAUCCUAGCAGUAUCAGAGCAAGCUUAUGAUCAGCUUGCUGAUGACCGUAUGGCUCUGGUGUCAGGCAUUAGCUUAGAUCCAGAAGCAGCAGUUGGUGUCACAAAACGGUCCCCUCCUAGAUGGGUGGAUGGAGUGGAUGAAAUACAGUAUGAUGUUGGCCGGAUCAAACAGAAGAUGAAGGAGUUAGCCAGCCUUCAUGACCAGCAUUUAAACAGACCCACCCUGGAUGACAGCAGUGAGCAAGAGCAUGCCAUUGAAAUAACCACCCAAGAGAUCACUCAGCUCUUCCACAGGUGCCAGCGAGCGGUGCAGGCUCUGCCCAACCGGGCCCGUAGGGCGUGCUCCGAGCAGGAGGAGCGGCUCCUUCGCAACGUGGUGGCCUCCCUGGCCCAGGCUCUGCAGGAGCUGUCCACCAGCUUCAGGCGCGCACAGUCGGGCUACCUCAAACGCAUGAAGAAUCGGGAGGAAAGAGCCCAGCAUUUUUUUGAUACAUCAGUACUGCUAAUGGAUGAUGGAGACGAUAAUACUCUUUACGAUCGGGGUUUUACAGAUGACCAGUUGGUGCUGGUGGAGCAGAACACACUGAUGGUGGAGGAGAGGGAGCGGGAGAUUCGCCAGAUCGUGCAGUCCAUUUCAGACCUGAAUGAAAUAUUUAGGGAUUUAGGAGCGAUGAUUGUGGAGCAGGGUACAGUCCUUGAUAGAAUUGACUAUAAUGUUGAGCAGUCCUGUAUCAAGACCGAAGAUGGCCUGAAACAGCUUCACAAGGCAGAGCAGUAUCAAAAGAAGAAUCGGAAGAUGCUUGUGAUUUUAAUAUUAUUUGUCAUCAUCAUUGUCCUCAUUGUUGUCCUCAUCGGCGUGAAGUCUCGCUAGGCGUCUGUGCGGCUGCGUGUGCCGCCCGCGUGGACUCCCGGGCGCCAGGGGCUCGGCCGCCGUGCGGGCACAGCAGAGGCGCGGGCUGUGGACCGAGGACCGAGUGGGGGCAGCGAGCGCUGGCCUGGACUCCUCGUCGCAGUCGUGCUCAAGCAGAGGGAAUGGGCUUCUGGUUUCCCUUCAUUGUCAACAAUUCAAGGACCUUUGAUAGCGCUGCAGAACAGAGAUUGAGCUGUGUCAUCAGUUAUAAUAUCUAUUUUUUUUAGAAAGAGAAAAUGAGUUGAAUGUUUACAGGCACCCCACAAGCUGGUCGAUACUGUACAUGCAUAUGCUGUUUUUUUAGCUUCAUGUCGGAGCGGCAUGUUAAAAUAAUUUUUGGAAAAAGUUUUUAAAAACCAUCUGGUUUUUAAGAAAUUUGGUACCAAAAAAUUUGUGAGUAGAGGCAAAAAUGCCUCUUCAUCUUUCUCUGUAUAUUUUCCAGUUGAAAACAAACUGAGAAGUCCUUUAAGAAUUUAUAAUCCGUUCCCCAUUAACUUAAUUUAGCUUUUCCAUCACUGUUAAUGAUCAGAGUAGCAAAGUGUGAAAAAUAAGAAACCAUCAUUGAUGUUAAUUAACACAUUUAGAUGGGCCAGUUAAAACAGCUUCAUAAGUUUAAAUUAAUUGUAAAUGGACUAUUCCUCAUCUAGAAUCUGUGCCCUGCAUUUUCUACUGUAAAUCAAAAGGGGUUACUAACAAAACCGCCUAAACUUAAAAGUUGGUGAUUUGAACCAACCUCACAUGAAAACAUGCAAAUGGAAGAUGGGCAGUGUCAUGAAAGUCACCAGAAUCAGCCAGUGUGUCCCUGUACUCGUCCCCAGCCGUCCUUGCUCAAUCCAUUACUUAUAUACUAACCACAUAAUGGCCUGUUCAAACCAGACACCAUUUAAUGAACUGUGAAUUUACACACAGGCCAUUCUAAAUGGGUCACCCCAUUUAGGAUUAGUGGAUCUCAAAUUAUUAACCAAACAUCACUCCAUUUCAAAGUAAAAUAUUCCACCAGUGGUAUGAUUUAUCGGCUCUUCCACUGCUGCUUAACAUGCCCAGAAAGUAGGCAUGUUCCCGCAGAUUGUGAAAAUCUGGACUAGGAAAUCCCUCAUUUCUGUGAACAUGAAUCAGAUCGCCAAAGCAGGACUUUGCUGUUUACUUACCUAUUAUCAAUAUGGUGCUCGAAUAUAUUCCUGGAACUGUAGAAUAAUGUGGAAAGUGAUGGUAACUUUGAAAGCUGAAGUUCAUGUUUUAUUGGGUCUUGAGACACUAGUAUCUUUUUAAUGGUCUUUGUAUAAUUUUCAGUGGCUUUUCCAUUAUUUUUUACCUCUCCUAAAAAGUUUGAGAAGAGCAUGACUUCAUUAAAUGUGCUAUGUUUUAUUUGGAUCAGUCACAUAAAAUGUCUCUUUAGAAUUGACUUGAAAGUUGUUUCCAGAAACUUAAACUCAAGUCCAGAGGUUCAAGUCGUCCAAACAGAUCAUGGUCUUAAAACCCAUGCCCCAGCCUUCCCUUCCCAAGUCGUUUGUGACUCCAGGCGGCCACUGGUUUUCUUAUUACUGAUGUGGCUAUAGAAUGAUCUAGAGGUGCCCCUGGCAUUUCAGGAAAUCGCAUGGUAUUCCCUGACAAACAGUUAUUUAUUAGGAAAAAAGGUCGGCCAAUCCGAAUCCACCACCUCCUCGAUCACCCCUGAAAUGUGGGGCUUCUGCAUUCUUCUUGCGAAUAGCUCUAGGCCUUCUCUACUCACAGCAGAUUUGAAUCCAGUGGCAGAGUCGACGUGUUCCCCUAGACCAACUGCUCCCAGGAGCUUGGCUGUGGGGGUCCGAGCUCUUCCCUCCCUGACGGUCUACAGUGGCAGAACUGGGUCCCUGGUGAAGCUUUUCAAGUGCUCAGUCUUACCCUUGAAGGAAAGUGACCCUUUAAGAAAGGAUCACCAAAAAAAAAAAAAAAAAAAAAAGGAAGGGAUCACCAUUUAUUUAUAUUUAUUUUCAGUUAAUAGGGGUGAUUGGGGUUGGUUUUUGCUCCCCAACCCCUAACCCCAUUUGGGUAAAAUAGUAGAUCUAAAUAGACGUGAAGGCUCUCGAGCGGUCUGAAGCCGGCGCGGUGCCAGUGGAAGCCCCAGCUGUCUGCUGCCACGACCUUGUCCCACAGUGGGAAGCGGCCCCAGAGCCUGGGCGCCAACUUGCCCGGCUCCUGCAAACACUGUAUUUUUCUUUUGAGCCUUCAUCAGGGAAGGAUCAGCAGCCUUGGGGGAAGUAAGAGAAAAGUGGUAAUGGAGUCCUGGUACCUCAGGGCUCCUUUUCCUGCGGACAGCCAUUGCCGUCCCUCUCGGCCAGGCUCUGGGGGCAGUGCUCGCCAGCCCAGUCUCUCCCCUCACCUGGGAUGCGAGCAGAGAAGGGGGCCCGCAGGGAAAGCUGCUUCUGGGCAUCCCCGGGCUCAGCCACUGGACACCCGCCCCCUUCAGCGUGUCCUCGGCGGGCUCCUUGGAUGGGACUGGAGAGCAGAGAAGUCCGCGUUUACCGUCAGGUCGCCAAAGCUCCUGAUCUUUCCCGAGAUUGUAACUGAAAUCUACUGUCUCUCGUCGUAUUAAUUUGGGGGUGGGGGCUGCUGGCUUAGCCAUGGGCGUGAAGCAGCGUAUGACUCUAAUUUAACGGAUUUACCGCUUUCUCUGCUAAUUGAGAGAGCAUUAUUUAUUUGUUUUGACACAAGUGCUUCCAGUGUUUUAUCCUCGCUAAUGGCUUCUUGAAGGUAAUAAAACCCUUCCAACCUAAUUGGUCAGAUAAGACUUUUUUUCUUGUGUGCUUAAAUAAAGCAAUUAGUGAAGCGCUUCUAUCCAAAAUGACUUUUUUUUUGUCCUUUUUUAAAACUAAUUUACUGUUACUGGAAACUUUUUGUACAAUAAAGCAAUCAUGCGGAUUAAAGAA